Galleria mellonella (greater wax moth) is the source of this 2084-nucleotide messenger RNA. It is a transcript of the gene TyrRS, whose product is annotated as tyrosine--tRNA ligase, cytoplasmic. Gene Ontology annotation, molecular function: tRNA binding; tyrosine-tRNA ligase activity; ATP binding. NCBI's taxonomy places the organism in Eukaryota, Metazoa, Arthropoda, Insecta, Lepidoptera, Pyralidae. The record is from RefSeq and is a predicted model, not a curated record. Bases 334 to 1902 code for a protein of 522 amino acids. The transcript is spliced from 2 exons. Gene Ontology annotation, biological process: tyrosyl-tRNA aminoacylation.
AUUAUUUUGUAAUUGUAUCUAACUUCACUUCAUAUUUUCUUCAAUAUUUUUCUAAUUUUUUCCAAUAAUAGCGAAUAAAAUUUGUAUUUUGUUGAGAUAGAAUUACUAAUUUAUGUAUUUCCGUCUGUUUCCUUAAUAGAUCUUAUAAAUAACUUUAUUUUUUAACAUAAUAGUAAUUGCGAAUUUUAGAGGUUAAUCCUCACUUUUUUACAUUUCAUUGACGUGUUAAAAGAAACUUUAUUAAAACUUAUUUUUUUUUAAUAUUAAAUUAAAUAAGUAAUCUAGUUAUAUAAAAGAUUCUUGGAAAAUAAGUGUAAUACUUACGAUUUCACCAUGGCGAAUUGGGAAGAGAAAAAGCACCUUAUAGUUCGUAAUCUCCAAGAAGUUUUAGGGGAAGAAAAAAUCAAUCAGAUUUUGAAAGAAAGGGACCUCAAAAUUUAUUGGGGUACAGCUACUACUGGACGGCCCCACAUAGCCUAUUUUGUACCCAUGUCUAAGAUUGCCGAUUUCCUUAGGGCUGGCUGUGAGGUGACUAUUUUAUUUGCAGAUUUGCAUGCUUAUUUGGAUAAUAUGAAGGCACCUUGGGAUUUAUUAAUUCUUCGCACUCAAUAUUAUGAAGCUGCCAUUAAAGCAAUGCUUCAGUCCAUUGAUGUACCAUUAGAGAAGUUGAAGUUUGUCAGAGGUACAGACUAUCAGCUUAGCAAAGAAUAUACCCUAGAUGUCUAUCGUAUGUCUUCUGUUAUUACCGAGCAUGAUGCCAAGAAAGCUGGAGCAGAAGUAGUGAAGCAAGUAGAGCAUCCUCUGUUAAGUGGUUUACUAUAUCCUGGGUUACAAGCAUUAGAUGAGGAGUAUUUGAAAGUUGAUGCUCAGUUUGGUGGUGUUGAUCAAAGAAAAAUAUUCACAUUGGCUGAGAAAUAUCUUCCAUCACUUGGAUAUGCUAAACGAGCUCAUCUUAUGAAUCCUAUGGUACCUGGUCUAACAGGUGGGAAAAUGUCAGCAUCUGAGGAGGACAGUAAAAUUGAUCUUUUGGAUAGCCCAGCUAAUGUAAAAAAGAAACUUAAGAAAGCUUUUUGUGAACCUGGAAAUAUUGUUGAUAAUGGAGUACUAUCCUUCAGUAAAUAUGUUGUAUUUCCAUUGUUAAAACCUGGUGAGACAUUCAAGAUUUCUAGAGCACCAGAUCAUGGUGGUGAUAUUGAAUUUUCUAACUAUGAUGACUUGGAAGCUGAAUUUGCAAAGCAGAAUAUUCAUCCUGGAGAUUUGAAAUUGUCUGUUGAACAAGCUAUCAAUAAGCUCUUGGGACCAAUUCAAGAAAUAUUUAAAGAUCCCAAACUUCAGGAGUUAUCCAAAAAGGCAUAUCCACCAUCAACUAAAACUAAGAGUAAUAACAAUAAUGAUGAAAUUACUCCAUCAAAAUUAGAUAUCCGUGUAGGUCAUAUUGUAGAAGUUUCAAGGCAUCCAGAUGCAGAUGCAUUGUAUGUAGAAAAAAUUGAUUUAGGUGAAGCAGAACCUAGAACUAUUGUAUCAGGUUUAGUAAACUUUGUACCUAUAGAAGAAAUGCAAAAUAGAGAUGUUGUUGUAUUAUGUAAUUUAAAACCAGCAAAGAUGCGCGGAAUAGAGUCAAAGGGUAUGGUGUUGUGUGCUUCAGUUGAUGAACCAAGACAGGUGGAGCCGUUAUUGGCUCCAGAAGGUAGUAAGCCAGGUGACAGAAUUGUUGUAGAAGGAUAUGAAACUGGGGAGCCAGAUGAUGUUCUUAAUCCCAAAAAGAAAGUAUGGGAAAAAUUACAAAUUGAUUUGAAAACAAAUGAUAAUUUACAAAGUGUUUGGCAAGGAAACAGACUUAUAAGCAAAGUCACUGGAAAUCCUGUUACCACUAAGUCUAUUAAAAAUGCUCCUAUAAAAUAAGUAUAAUAAUUGUAUGUUAAAUGUCAGGCUUUUAAAUUUAAUUUGCUAUUAACAAUUAUUCCUCUAUUGCUUCAGUUUUAGUAAUGCUAAAAGCUGUUGAAAUCUUUUAUUUUGUAUAAAUUUAUUUUAUACCACUGUUAUAAUUUAAUAAACAAUAAUUGUCUUUUCUUGUAUCAAUUUAA